Molecule: messenger RNA, 2139 nt
Organism: Amblyraja radiata (thorny skate)
Lineage: Eukaryota; Metazoa; Chordata; Chondrichthyes; Rajiformes; Rajidae
Gene: prps1b
Product: phosphoribosyl pyrophosphate synthetase 1B
Exons: 8
Coding region: 359-1204 (281 amino acids)
Biological process (GO): ribonucleoside monophosphate biosynthetic process; purine nucleotide biosynthetic process; 5-phosphoribose 1-diphosphate biosynthetic process
Cellular component (GO): ribose phosphate diphosphokinase complex; cytoplasm
Molecular function (GO): ribose phosphate diphosphokinase activity; ATP binding; magnesium ion binding
Source: RefSeq, a predicted model, not a curated record
CCUCGAUGGAUGAAUCACGUGCGCUCCGUCCCCACCGCUCUCUCCAAAGAUGGUGGCGUAGGCUCGGGAUUUUAAAACCGAGACUCACCAACUCGUAUUUACAACCACAUUAAGCCGUUUUAAUUUAUUAUAAGUUAUUUUAUCAGGAAAAAUCAUCCAAAUAUGCCUAACAUCAAAAUUUUCAGCGGCAGCUCUCACCAGGAUUUAUCACAGAAGAUCGCCGAUCGGCUGGGGCUGGAGCUUGGGAAAGUAGUCACGAAAAAAUUCAGUAAUCAAGAGACGUGAGUUUAGGCAACUCAAUGGCUGUACCAUCUUCUAGGUCACUAUUUCCCCAGAAUGUUUACUACAUUGUACACGAAUGAGGAAGAUUGUGGAGAUUGGCGAGAGUGUUCGAGGUGAAGAUGUUUACAUUGUACAAAGUGGUUGUGGAGAAAUCAACGACAAUCUGAUGGAGUUACUCAUCAUGAUCAAUGCCUGCAAGAUUGCCUCAGCCUGUCGUGUUACUGCAGUAAUCCCCUGCUUCCCUUAUGCAAGGCAAGACAAGAAAGACAAGAGUCGAGCUCCUAUAUCUGCAAAAUUGGUUGCAAACAUGCUAUCUGUGGCUGGAGCAGAUCACAUCAUCACUAUGGAUCUCCAUGCCUCGCAAAUACAGGGUUUCUUUGAUAUUCCAGUGGAUAACCUGUAUGCUGAACCAGCAGUACUUAAGUGGAUUAGGGAGAACAUUCCAGAGUGGAAAAACUGUACCAUUGUCUCUCCCGAUGCUGGUGGAGCAAAGAGAGUUACAUCUAUUGCUGACCGGCUGAAUGUAGAUUUUGCACUGAUUCAUAAGGAGCGUAAAAAGGCCAACGAAGUUGACAGAAUGGUUUUGGUUGGUGAUGUGAAGGAUCGAGUGGCUAUUCUUGUUGAUGAUAUGGCAGAUACGUGUGGCACGAUUUGUCAUGCUGCAGACAAGUUGCUCUCUGCUGGAGCUACCAAAGUUUAUGCUAUUCUCACACACGGAAUCUUUUCUGGUCCUGCUAUUUCCCGCAUCAACAAUGCCUGCUUUGAAGCUGUCGUAGUUACAAAUACAAUACCUCAAGAGGACAAAAUGAAACACUGUCCUAAAAUACAGGUUAUUGAUAUCUCCAUGAUACUCGCUGAAGCAAUUAGAAGAACUCACAAUGGAGAAUCCGUGUCCUAUCUGUUCAGUCAUGUUCCAUUGUAAUAUUUGCUAUCUACUGUUUGUGCAUAUUAUUCUAUCAAGUUUAAUUUUUCUUUAUCUUCCCCUCCUGCAUCAAAUGAUAAAAGAUGAUCUUUGUUGCUACAUUGUGGUACCAACAGAUCUCUGUUGGUGCAAAUGUUUUGUUUAAAUAUCCAUCAAUAUAUUAGAUGUUCACUGUUUAAAUGCAGCAGCUGUGAUUCGGUUUAACCAAAAUGAAACAUUUCAUAUCCCUCUUGGUAUCAAGAGGGCUUACUUUUUUUUAAAUCAUGUUUGGUGUAUUCCUGCCAUUCUUACUACAUUGCAAUAUUGAUUGCAACACAUCUGCCACAAUAGAAGCUGCUGAUUUUUGUAGCAGAUUGUCGAUAUUUUAGAAAACUGGAAUAGAUUUAUUUUUUGUUUGGAGGAGGAAGAAACUGUGUGAAUGUACCUCAUCUCCUGUUCAUGUUAUUAAAUUUGUGCUUCUAUCAUUGAGACAAUGCAUUUCGGCAAAUUUUGUGUAUUUCCCAUCUCAAAUAUUUGGCCUGAUGCAGACAAAGCAGGGGAUAACUUUUUUUUUUAUGCUGCCCUGUGCCUUAUUAGAAGUACAAUAGUUUCAUAGUUACAAAAUCCUAUUAUUGCAUGGUACUGGUGCAUUGCUUCUAAGAUGUGAUUGAAGCAGCUUGGUCUGUUCUCAGUCUAUUAUCUUCCAAGAAUAUUUCAAUGGAACCCUGGUGAAUAUGAAAAGCUUCUGAGGAUCCCAAGCAACUUUCUUUUGGCCCACAAGUCUUUUAAAAAAUGAGAAUUUAAUACAGGAUUCAAUUUUGUUGUAAAAUCCAAAUAAUUUGGAUCAACCAAUUCUAACUUGGCCUGUGUUAUAAACUUGAUUUGCUCAACAUCUUUAUUCUCAUUCUGUGUACAUUUAUGAGCCUUGUAUUAAAACAAAUGUUAUUAUCUCCUGC